This is a messenger RNA of Scutellospora calospora, 623 nucleotides long. The record is from the annotation of a GenBank genome assembly. Lineage: Eukaryota; Fungi; Glomeromycota; Glomeromycetes; Diversisporales; Gigasporaceae.
GAAAAUCGAAUAAUUCAGAUUUGGAAGAAUUAAAAUUUAAAAUCGAGAGAGAGGCAUUUCAGGAUAUAAUUAUACUUGAUGAUGAUGAAAAUUUGAAUGAUGGAAAAACUUAUUAUUAUUUUAAAUGGGUGACGGAAAAUUUAAUUAAAUCAGAAAAUAAUAGCAUGAAAGAAUACGAUUACAUUGUAAAAACUGAUGAUGACUCGUUUAUAAAUCUUAAAAAUCUAGCAUUAAACCUACGUCCUUUCCCUCAAUACACAGAGAACCUUUAUUAUGGACAUAUGAUAACCAUAAACUCUGGAUCAGAAUUAAAACAGUAUGCAACUGGGAUGAUUGCAGUUUUAUCAACAAGAUAUGCCAAAACUAUAGGAAAUUUGAAGUUUUCAAAAAAAAUUUUAAAAAACCAUGCAGAAGAUGUGUGGCUCGCUUGGGCAUUAAUGGUUAAUGGAAUGAAUGACAAUUGGAUUAGUGAACGAUGUUUGAUAUAUGAUGAUCCUAGACUGAUAAGAUAUGAACCAAGUAAAGGUAAAUCAAUAUUUCCUCAAACAGUGACCAUUCACAAUUUGAAAGAAGACUGGAAAUGGAAUGACAUAAUUGAAUAUUUUUAUAGUGUUGAAAACUAG